Molecule: messenger RNA, 1601 nt
Organism: Linum tenue
Lineage: Eukaryota; Viridiplantae; Streptophyta; Magnoliopsida; Malpighiales; Linaceae
Source: the annotation of a GenBank genome assembly
CUUCUCCUGCUUCUCUCUCUCUAUCUAUCUGCGUUUCGUCUUCCUCUUCGCAGCUCUGCUCAACCAUCUCAUCUCAUCUUAUCUCGAUUCAGAACUUUCCACAACUGAUUCAGUGACCGGGGGAAAGCUCCUCCACCAUUGCGCAGCCGAUGACUCCUCCGACGUCGGAUCAGACUGCCGACGCCGGUACUCCAACCGGCGGAGGAGGAACAGAGUCGAAGAGAUCUCUCCCGACGCCGUUCCUCACCAAGACGUACCAGCUCGUCGACGAUCCGGCAAUCGACGACGUGAUUUCCUGGAACGACGACGGAUCGAGCUUCGUCGUCUGGAACCCCACCGUCUUCGCCAGAGACAUCCUCCCAAAGAACUUCAAGCACAAUAACUUCUCCAGCUUCGUCCGCCAAUUGAACACUUACGUAGGAUUCAGAAAACUGGUGCCGGAUCGAUGGGAAUUCUCCAACGACUGUUUCCGGCGGGGAGAGAGGCGCCUGUUGUGCGAGAUACAGCGGCGGAAGGUUCUGUCAUCGGCGCAAACUCCCUCCCCGACUCAGGUCUCGAUUAAGCAAUUCGCGUCUCCGUCGAAUUCGGGAGAGGAGCAGUUCGGCGGCGCUUCUGCAACCUCCUCCUCGCCUCUCGCCGGGGCUGGAGGGCCGGCGGCGGAGCUGAUCGGCGAGAACGAGAGGCUCAGGAGGGAGAACAUGCAGCUGAGCAAGGAGCUGGUGGAGAUGAAGAAUCUCUGCAACAACAUAUUCUCCAUGGUGUCGAGUUACACCGGUAGCCCCGGUUCUCGGAUCGCCGAGGAGGAGGCGGCGGCGAGCCCGCCGCCGCCGCCGCUGGAUCUGAUGCCGGUAAAGCGGAGUGUGGGCGAGUUGGAGGAGGCGAGGAUUUUCGGGGUGGCGAUUGGGGCGAAGAGAGGGAGGGAUGGAGAAUCGACGAGUGCGUCGGCGGCGGCGAUGGAGGAGGACGGAGAGACGGAGUUGCAGCUGCAGCCGCCGGGGGAGGUGGUGAAGUCGGAGCCGGGGGAUUGUCAGAACGGAGAGACGCCGUGGCUGAAGCAGAUUCACAGGGCGAAUCAGAGGGUGUGUAAUUAAUUAAUUUAACUCGUAAAUUAUAUCUGUUAGUUUUGUUUUUGGUUCUGUUGCGAAAAUUAGAAUUGGGGUAGAGAAAAGAGGAUAGAAGUUAGAACAGGUGGCGGAGAAGGGAAGGAAUAGUCGCCGGGGUGGGCGGGAACGGGAUCCGAGAAUCGGAACUGGGGAAUGGCACGUGCUGAAUGGGACCACGUGGCCUGCUUAAACCUUGGGGCCGACUUCAGGAAGUUUCUCAUAGACUUUUUUUUUCUUUCUUCUUCUCCAUUUAUGUUUCUACUAGUUUCUUCUUCUCUCGCCAGGAAAAAGGAGAGGGGAGAAAGUGAUGGCGGGAAAAGAGGGAAAAGGUGGGCGUUUCUUUUUUUCUUUUGUUGAUUAAUUAAUUAGUGCCUCAGAUUUACGGAGAAGGAAGUUAAGUCGACUGGUUACGCCUGCUAAUGGGGCUUUGACUAAGCUUCUGCUUCAGCCAUCAUCAAGCACAUGACUAAAACAAACGGUUGGCGUGUUUGAUACCCC